UGUGGUUCACCCGCCAUUGAACCAGUUGGUGAUGAAGAUGCAAGAGUUGUUGGUGGUCGUGCUGCUCAUCUCGGUGCUUGGCCUUGGACGGUAAUGUUAUUAGAAGUCAAUAUGCCGGUAUGUGGUGGUGCUAUCUUGAAUGAAAGAGUUAUCAUUACAGCGGCUCACUGUUUUGAAGAUCAAGACCCAACUAGAUGGACAGUUACUGCUGGUGGAAUAAAACAGAACACGUUUGAGUAUUCUAAAAGGAUGUACCAGAUUGAGAGUAUCAUGAUGUAUAAAGACUAUGAUGAGUUUAGUGUGGAAAAUGAUAUAGCUUUGGUGAUGUUGAAAUCAGAGAUCAAAUUCUCUAACUAUAUUCGUCCCAUCUGUCUACCGUCUGAAAACGACACGCUAGAAGUCGGAACACCAUGCUACCUUGCUGGAUACGGAGACACUCAUGGUGAUAGUGACCGACUGAACCAAGUGAAACUACCAAUAAUAGCUGAAGAUAAAUGUUCUCAAGUAGAUUGGUAUGGAAAUUUUUUCAAACCUAAUUCGUCAUUCUGUGCUGGUUAUGCGCAAGGUGGUAAAGAUGCUUGUACGGGAGAUAGUGGCUCGCCUCUAGUAUGUCGAAGAAAUUCAGAAUGGCAGGUACAUGGAAUAUCAAGCUGGGGUUACGGUUGUGCUGAACCCAAAUGGCCUGGUAUUUAUACGCGAGUUAAUAAAUAUUUACCAUGGAUAAACCAUCAUCUU
Molecule: messenger RNA, 735 nt
Organism: Lottia gigantea (owl limpet)
Lineage: Eukaryota; Metazoa; Mollusca; Gastropoda; Lottiidae
Exons: 6
Biological process (GO): proteolysis
Molecular function (GO): serine-type endopeptidase activity
Source: RefSeq, a predicted model, not a curated record